Messenger RNA from Eublepharis macularius, 3748 nucleotides. RefSeq names its product Ran GTPase activating protein 1 (gene RANGAP1). Gene Ontology annotation, molecular function: GTPase activator activity; small GTPase binding. The record is from RefSeq and is a predicted model, not a curated record. Gene Ontology annotation, cellular component: cytosol; perinuclear region of cytoplasm; nucleus. Bases 195 to 1937 code for a protein of 580 amino acids. NCBI's taxonomy places the organism in Eukaryota, Metazoa, Chordata, Lepidosauria, Squamata, Eublepharidae. Gene Ontology annotation, biological process: signal transduction; activation of GTPase activity; nucleocytoplasmic transport. The transcript is spliced from 16 exons.
UCCUCAGUAGUUGUGGCGGCGGCGAGGAGCAGCAACGUGACGGCUAAACGCGGACCCUCGGCGGCGGAUAUCGCGGCCACAGGCGAGGGCAGUGGGUUGACUUGGUUUGUGGCACGACUGCAAGCGAAACGGGACCCGUCAGGUUCGCUUUCUGUGCAUUUUUCUCCUCUGGUAAGGCUGACAUAGCCCAGAAAAUGGCAUCAGAUGACAUUUCUAAACUUGCAGAGUCGCUUGCCAAAACACAGGUGGGCGGAGGACAGCUGAGUUUCAAAGGAAAAAGCCUGAAGCUCAAUACUGCAGAAGAUGCUGAAGAAGUGAUUAAGGAAAUUGAGGAGUUUGAUGGCAUGGAAGCACUGCGUCUGGAAGGCAACACUGUAGGUGUGGAGGCGGCAAAGAUCAUAGCCAAGGCUUUGGAGAAAAAACCUGAGCUCAAGAGGUGUCAUUGGAGUGAUAUGUUCACUGGAAGGCUGAGGUCUGAAAUCCCUCCUGCUUUGAUCUCCCUUGGGGAGGCCCUUGUUUCUGCAGGCUGUCAGCUUGUUGAGCUGGACCUAAGUGACAACGCCUUUGGGCCAGAUGGGGUGCGUGGAUUUGAGGCAUUGCUGAAGAGCCCUGCCUGUUUCACCCUGCAAGAACUCAAGCUCAACAACUGUGGCAUGGGCAUUGGUGGAGGAAAGAUCUUGGCAGGAGCUCUGCAAGAAUGUCACAGGAAGUCAAGUGCUCAGGGUAAGCCGUUGGCUCUGAAAAUAUUUAUGGCUGGCAGGAACCGCCUGGAAAAUGAUGGUGCUACUGCUCUUGCUGAGGCAUUCCGGAUUAUUGGUACACUGGAAGAGGUGCAUAUGCCACAGAAUGGAAUCAACCAUCCAGGAAUUACAGCUUUAGCACAGGCCUUUGCUCUCAAUCCUUUGCUAAGGGUGAUCAAUCUGAAUGACAACACUUUUACAGAGAAGGGGGCUGUGGCCAUGGCAGAGUCCCUGAAAAAACUCAGACAAGUGGAAGUGAUCAACUUUGGUGAUUGCCUGGUGCGUUCAAAAGGUGCUGUUGCCAUUGCUGAAGCUGUUAAAGAAGGGCUGCAUAAGCUGAAGGAACUCAACAUAUCCUUCUGUGAAAUCAAGCGAGAUGCUGCUUUGAUCAUCGCUGAAGCUACUGAAGAUAAGUCAGAGCUAGAAAAGCUAGAUCUCAAUGGCAAUUGCUUUGGAGAGGAAGGUUGUGACCAGAUUCAGGAGAUCCUUGAAAGCUUCAACAUGGCAGACGUGCUUGGAUCCCUGAGUGAUGAUGAAGGGGAAGAUGAGGAGGAUGAGGAAGAUGAAGAUGAUGAUGAAGAAGAAGAUGAGGAGGAGGAGGAGGAGGAAGAAGAAGAAGAACCUUCUCAGGUGCAGGAGAGGGGGCAAGGAGAACAAGAAUUGCUGACUCCUAAAAAAUUUUUAGAGACUCAUGAUUCCACUCCAGUGUCUUCCACUCUUCCUCCUGUGGAUGUCGGCACGUUUCUUGCUUUUCCCUCUCCAGAGAAACUGUUGCGACUGGGCCCCAAGUGUUCGACGUUGAUAGUUCAGCAGACAGACACGUCUGACACUGAGAAGGUAGUUAUGGUUUUUUUGAAGAUCUCUUCAGUGUUCAAAGAUGAAACAACGGUGAAAACAGCAGUGCAUGAAACAACAGAUGCUUUGAUGAGGGAAGCCUUUUCUUCAGCUACCUUCAAUUCUGAUGCUUUCAUUACAAGCCUGCUGAUCCACAUGGGAUUACUCAAGAGUGAAGAGAAGAUCAAGGCUGUUCUAAGCCUUUAUGGCCCUCUGAUGACUCUAAAUCAUACAGUCCAGCAAGAUUAUUUCCCCAAAUCUCUUGUUCCAGUGCUCUUGGCCUUUGUCACAAAACCCAACCGUGCUUUGGAUUCUUGUUCUGUUGCCCGCCACUUACUGUUGCAGACUCUCCAUCAGCUGUGACACAUGAGCAGCUACCACCAUCCCUGUCAUAAGACUGUCAGCAAAGUGUUUCAAGAUGGAGAGCAGGAAAAGAGAACAGAACUUAGGGAUGAAACACUCUUCCUAUCUUGUCUCCAAGAUGUCUGGCUGCCUUCUGCUAUAACAAACUUUGAGAAACUCUGCACUAUGUUUUUAUGUUGUUGUGUUUUUUUUAAAUAUUAUUUUAAGCUCCUCGUUUCCAAAGUGAACUCUGCCUUCCUAUUUUAUCUUGAAAGUUUCUGUUCUGCUAGUUCUCACUCGUCUGUUCUACUCUUGUUUUGUUGGGACUUCUGUUUCCAAAUUCAACUGUUGUCAAAGUUUGGGACUUGCCUGUUGUCUCAAAUGGUAUUGUUUGUCAAAGGACCUCCUCUCUUGGGAUAGUAGCAGCAGAAUUCUGAAUCUAGCUUUAUUACUCCAUUAAGCGGUAAGAACAAUAUUGGGUAUGUUUUCCCCCCCAGUUGUUAGCCAGCACCAGAUACAAAGCAUCAUUGCUGUUUUUGUAGUUUCUCUAAGAUUUGGGAUGUCAUGUGGAAUGUGACAUAUAUCCUAAGGAAGGUACACUACAUUGCCUGUUUGGUUUUCAUGAAUAAUGAUCCUUCACCACUUUUCAUUGAAUUUUCUCACUAAUAAGACUGAUUCUGCUGGCCUGCUGUAGUGAUACUGAUUUAUGCACCCACAUGUGCCCAAUUAAAAUAGAUUUGGUUCAGAAUAAGCAAAAUCAGUUGUGGCUCUUCUUAGAACCUUCUCUUCUUUAUCCUUUCUCUUCUUGUCAGUGGGGAUCAUUGCUGUCUGUGAAGUAGCAGGUUUCAUCUGUGAAGCAGCAGGUUUCAUCAAUUAAACUUGGGGGAUGUUUACUGCAUAAGAAGGAAGUAGGCUAAUCAAACUGAAAUAGAACUAAAAAUUAUUCCUUCGCACAGUGUAAGUAAUUGUCCAUCUCAGCUGUACCUGAAGCUCAAUUCUCUUGUCCUGUUGUUCUCUUCUUCAAAGUUGUUAGGAUUUUUGCAUUUGAAUCUUCUUCUAUGCAACUGUUUUGAGAUUUCAUUUCAAAAUUUGAAUAGAAUGGAACCCAUUACAAAUGAGUUCCUCACCUGAUGCUCUCAGAUUUUUUUCCAGCCGCUAUGGCACAUCAAGCUAUGUGAUACUCAGUUCAAAGAAAACAAACUACUAGGUGUAUCUCCUGUGUAAGAGCCACAAAUUUGGAUCACUGUUUUUCCUUUCAAAUGGACAUUUAUUCCCAAAGUCACAUUCUCAGAAAAUCAGGGCAAUUUAUAAGCACAGUGGUGUGAGGGUCAGCAUAGUAUAAUGGCUAGUAUCAGAAUAGGAUCUAGGAGAACCAAAUUCAAAUCCUUAGUCUGCCAUGAAUACUUGUUGAGUGACCUUGGGCCAGUCACAUGCUCUCAGCCCAACCUACUUAACAGAGUUGUGAAGAUAAAAUGGAGGAGGAGAUAACGUUGUAAGCCACUUGGGAACUCCAUUGGGGAAUAAGUUGGGUAUAAAUGAAGUAAAUAAAUAUACACUAUUUUCAUGGCUGUAGUUCUUAAUAUACUGUGAUUUUUUAAAUAGUUUAGCAUCUGACUUAAAUUGCCUUGCAUAAUCUUAUAUUCCUCCACCAGGAAAACUUUAGCGUUAGAGCCUUGUUAUAUAUCUCUGGAGUGGGUUUCUCCCCCCUAAUCUCACUCAUCAAGUGAAUGGUCAGUUUCCGCACAUAGAUCAGACUCAGAGUAGACAAUACUGUCCUUGAUAGACAAAAAGUCUUGCUCGGCAGAAGUCAGCUUUGAUUAUUAAUUACUUUA